AUGUUUCUUUUCCUGGUCUACGGUUCACUUUCUACAGUUUAUUUUGAAGAUGAAUUAGAUGAUGACUGGGAGCAGAGAUGGGUCUAUAGUAAGCAUCGUCCUUCAAAAGGUGAUGGUAUUAUGGGCCAAUUUCAAUUAACAGCAGGUAACUAUUAUGCAAAUGCCGAAAUCCAACGUGGUCUUCAAACAGUAUCAGAAAGUGGUUAUUAUCAAAUCACAAGUAAAUUCAAAAAACCAUUUAAUACAUCCGGAAAAACGUUUGUUGUUCAAUAUACAGUUAAAUUUGAAGGCGGAUAUGAGUGCUCAGGUGCUUACAUCAAAUUACUUGGUAAAAAUGAAAAACCAUUGAAAUUCAAUCCAACAACACCAUAUCAAAUCAUGUUCGGUCCAGAUGUAUGCGAAAAGAAGCAGCAUAAGUUAUACUUAUUCAUUACCAGAAACGAAACAUCUUAUGAUGUUCACAAAUACAUUGAUGUUCCACAUGAUGAGUUAACACACUCUUAUACAUUGAUUAUCUUUGCGAACAAGACAUACGAAGUCCGCAUAGAUGGCGAGCCAGUACUCCAUGGUGAGAAUAUCAAUACAGAUUUCGAAAUCGGAGGUCCGAAAUACAUCCCCGACCCAACAGACCUCAAACCAGAGGAUUGGGAUGAUCGUGAGGAGAUUCCAGAUCCUAAUGACAAGAAACCAGCCGAUUGGGAUGAGCGUCCAACAAUUCCAGAUCCAGAUGCUCGACAACCAUCGGAUUGGCGCGAAUCUAUUAAAGGAAAAUGGGUUCGCCCGAUGAUAAAGAACCCAGAUUUCCUUGGAGUAUGGAAACCGAAGAUGAUUCCAAAUCCAAAUUACAAAGGUGACUGGAUUCCUAAACAGAUUCUCAAUCCAGAGUUCAUAGAUGAUCCAAACUUCGCCGUAUUCGAAGAUAUGGGCUUCAUGGGCUUAGAAGUCUUCCAGGCGAAGCCAGGAACGAUUUUUGACAACUUUUUAGUUACAGAUGACCUUUCUUACGCCGAGAAGAAGCUCAGAGAGAACUUCCUUGUCCUCAGAGAUGACGAGGCAGCAGCGAUGAAGCGCUACCGGGGAGAAAAGAGGGCUGAAGAAGAACUCCACAAACUGAGACAUAAAUCGGCCGAAGAAAAGACAGAUGCUGACUUCUACUCGAGUUCUGCAACGUCAAGUACAUCAAGUACAGAAGAUGAUGGUGAAACAGAUAGAAACUUCAUCUUCUCUACUUCGGAAUUGCCACCGCAGCCAUCAAUCCAGGACUUUGAAUUCCCUUACAACUGCGACAACAAUCCGUACUUCAUGAAACAGGAAGUUUUCGCUCUAAACGUUGCAUCGAAGGAGGCAAGAGAUAAACUCCGCGAGAACCGUGAUAAGAAUCGCGCUGAGAAGGAGUUAAAGGAAGAUUUCAACAUGGGUGUUAAAGAAGAAACUGAGUUAUAA
Molecule: messenger RNA, 1443 nt
Organism: Trichomonas vaginalis G3
Lineage: Eukaryota; Parabasalia; Trichomonadida; Trichomonadidae
Product: chaperone protein, calreticulin/calnexin family
Exons: 1
Coding region: 1-1443 (480 amino acids)
Biological process (GO): protein folding
Cellular component (GO): endoplasmic reticulum membrane; endoplasmic reticulum
Molecular function (GO): calcium ion binding
Source: RefSeq, a predicted model, not a curated record